This is a messenger RNA of Daktulosphaira vitifoliae (grape phylloxera), 563 nucleotides long. Its product is annotated as amyloid-beta-like protein. The transcript has 3 exons. The record is from RefSeq and is a predicted model, not a curated record. Bases 115 to 561 code for a protein of 148 amino acids. Gene Ontology annotation, biological process: central nervous system development; axonogenesis. Gene Ontology annotation, molecular function: heparin binding; transition metal ion binding. Gene Ontology annotation, cellular component: membrane; neuronal cell body; neuron projection. Lineage: Eukaryota; Metazoa; Arthropoda; Insecta; Hemiptera; Phylloxeridae.
AAUAUUAUAUUUUUACAGAGCAGUGGACCUGAUGGACCAGCGCCAGUCCACUUUGAACCACAGGUGGCCGUUCUUUGUGACUCAAAAUCAGAUGCACCAUAUUAUAGCCAAUACAUGUCAGAAAAUGGUCGAUGGACGUCUGACACAAAACGUAAAGUUGGAUGCUUGAAGGAAAAAGUUGAUAUUUUGGAUUAUUGUAAAAAAGUUUAUCCGAAGAAUGACAUCACAAAUAUAGUUGAAUCAAGCCAUUAUGUGAAGAUUGGUAACUGGUGUAAAAUGGGAUACAAUAAAUGCAAGCAUACGGAUUGGGUGAAACCGUACAGAUGUCUUGAAGGACAAUUUCAAAGUGAUGCGCUUUUAGUUCCCGAGAAUUGUAUAUUCGAUCAUGUUCAUAAUCAGAGUAAAUGCUGGCCGUUUGACCGUUGGAAUCAAACAGCUGCACAAGCUUGCCAAGAUCGUGACCAUAAUUUAAGAAGUUUUGCCAUGUUACUACCAUGUGGAAUUUCCUUAUUUUCUGGCGUCGAGUUUGUGUGCUGUCCAUUUAAAGGUAAUAACUUAUAACA